AUGAAGUGUUUUCGCCGAAAAAGUAAUUACAUUGUGGAACCAGUUGAAAGGAGAUAUGUUAUUAUUCCAUCAUCCAGAACCAAAAGUGUUCUUACAGAUGCAUCAACAGUAAAAGAAGACAGUGACAUAGAAGCCAUAAGAAACGCCAUCAUUCAAAAUGACUUUCUUAAUCGUUAUUUAACUGGCAAAAAGCUAGAGAGAGUCAUCGAGGCAAUGUACAAGGAGACCGUGGAUGCUGACACCGUUCUGAUAUCGAUGGGCGAAUGCGGUGACAAGAUGUACGUGUUGAAGGCCGGUAAGGUGAAAUUCAAAGGGAAGGACUUCGAACACAUAGAAAACAGACAGAUCGUGUUCGGGGAGUUUGCGAUUUUGUACAAUUGCAAGCGGAUGGCCACGGUCACGACGGUGACGAGGACGGAACUGUGGACGCUAGAGAAUGCCGUUUUUCAAAAAAUUAUAAAGGAAUUUAACAAAGAGGAGCACAAAGAGAGGGUGGAGUUUUUGCGACAAAUCGAGUCGUUUAAGGAGAUAGGAGAUGAAGAGUUGGAUAUGGGUGCCCAUUAUUUGGAAACGGUGUUUUACGAAUGCGACACAGUUAUCAUAAAAGAAGGUGACAACGUUAAUAAGCUUUAUAUAAUAACUGCAGGUGCGGUGGCUAUAACCAAAGAGGGACAAGGAGAAAUUGGGCAGUUUACAAAAGGUCAACAUUUUGGAGUUUUAGAUGUCAUGGACGAAAACUAUAGUUAUACCAUCACUGCUAAAGGAAAUGUCGAAUGCUUAGUUUUAAGUCACGAAUACUUAAGCUACUUUAGACGUGCGACCGUUACAGAAAUCACUCCAAUUAUAUCAAUCGAAGACGAAUUCAAGAACAUGAAACUGAACGAUUUGAAAAUCAUUCGCACUCUGGGAGUGGGAGCUUAUGGUACAGUCGGACUAGCAAGACACCAGACCACCAAAAAAGAGUACGCUAUAAAGUAUGUUAAGAAGAAGUUUAUAAUUGACAACAACUUACAAGACCUUCUAAUAAACGAGAAACGAUUGCAGAUGGAAUGCAAUUCAAAAUUCUUAGUUAGAAUGUACCGAUCAUUUAGAGACACUGAGUAUGUAUACUUCUUGUUGGAGGCUUGUUGUGGGUUUGAUCUGUUUAAUCUUCUGCAUUGCCAGAAAAAUCGCUCACUGAAGGACAAACAUGCGAAAUUUGUGGCUGGUUGCCUAGUGGAGGCACUCAAUUAUCUACAUUCAAGGAAAAUCAUUCAUAGGGACAUUAAGUUAGAAAAUGUGUUGAUAGAUCAUCGAGGUUACAUGAAACUGUCAGAUUUUGGAACCACCAAAAAACUGGUGAAAGGAAAAACGUAUACAUUUAUUGGAACUAUAGACUAUUUGGCACCUGAGAUUGUAGAAGGAAAACCCUAUGAUCAGAGUGUUGAUUGUUGGGCCUUAGGCGUAUUGAUUUAUGAAUUACUUACUGGACUUGGACAGACUCCAUUUUUGGGUAGUACGGAUCAAAGUACGUAUACCAACAUCAUCAAUAGAAAGGUAACAUAUACAUCUGAAAUAAACAACAACGCCAGAAACUUAAUUGGUAAUCUGCUGAAUCGUAAUCCGUUAAAAAGAUAUCGUGCCAAAGACGUUAGAAAUCAUAAGUGGUUUGAUGGUUUCAAAUGGGACAAGCUACAAAACGGGAAAAUGAAAUCAUUCUGUAAUCCUAAGAAGAUCAAAGUGAACAAACCAAAAUGCGGCAUUGGUGGUCCCAAACACACCACCGAAGAUACAUCAUCAGAAAAUAAAUUUUCUGAAUGGGUUGAAGAGUUUUAA
Aethina tumida (small hive beetle) is the source of this 1815-nucleotide messenger RNA. RefSeq names its product cGMP-dependent protein kinase 1-like. NCBI's taxonomy places the organism in Eukaryota, Metazoa, Arthropoda, Insecta, Coleoptera, Nitidulidae. The transcript is spliced from 6 exons. Gene Ontology annotation, biological process: protein phosphorylation. The record is from RefSeq and is a predicted model, not a curated record. Gene Ontology annotation, molecular function: protein kinase activity; ATP binding. Bases 1 to 1815 code for a protein of 604 amino acids.